Striga asiatica is the source of this 2475-nucleotide messenger RNA. The record is from the annotation of a GenBank genome assembly. Lineage: Eukaryota; Viridiplantae; Streptophyta; Magnoliopsida; Lamiales; Orobanchaceae.
AUGGGAUUUGGUAGAUUCGCUUCUGCCUUUUCUAUUCUAUGGUUAUUAUUCUUCAGGCCUUCGAUUUUUGCCCACGAAUCCUAUACGGAUGAGUCGCUUGUUCUUGCAUUUUUACAGAAAAUGGGCUUAAACCCCUCUCAAGAAAAUAACUCAUUCUGCUUAGGAACAAGAAUAUCUUAUGAUGCCAAUGGAAAACAUAUUAUCACGUUGGAUUUUUCAAAUGUGGGUUUAUCAGGUCAUAUUCCGGAAAGAACCAUUGGGAGGCUUUCAAAGCUCGAAACUCUGAAUCUCAGCAUUAACAAAAUCUCUUCUUUGCCGGGUGAUCUCUGGAGCUUGCGCCGUCUAAAAAAUCUCAAUCUCUCAUUUAACAACAUAUCUGGGUUUAUACCCAAUAAAGUGGGUCAUUUGGUUCAUCUUCAAAGCUUGGACCUUUCUUUCAACCGUUUUCAUGGCAGCAUACCUGAAGCCAUAGGCUCCCUUGUGAAGCUGCAAGCUCUAAAUCUCAGUAACAAUCAACUUGCUUCAGAUAUACCGUCAAAAGUUCUGAAAUGCAAGUCAUUGGCAUAUCUUGAUCUCUCAUCAAACAUUCUCACUGGCCCUCUUCACAAUGGCUUUGGGGCUGCAUUUCGAGAGCUGCAAUUCUUGAACUUGGCUGGAAAUCGCAUUACGGGCCGGGCUUCAGAUUUAGUCGGCCUGAAGUCGAUUCGAGUUUUGAAUAUCUCCGGAAAUAUUUUCAGGGGCUCUGUUGUCGGUGUUUUCGAAGGACUAACUGAGGUGGUUGACCUGAGCAAGAACCGUUUUCAAGGUCUCAUGGGUCAACUGAGAUCAAACUCCACGUUCAACUGGUCGAAUUUGGUGUACUUGGACAUCUCUGAGAAUCAGUUCAGUGGGGUGUUUUCGUCUCGCAUUAGUCUUUUCGCUGUAAAUCUCAAGCAUCUCAACCUCGCACACAACAGAUUCUCCAAGCAGCCAUUCUUGAGAGUUGACAAGCUUUCCAAUUUAGAGUACCUCAAUUUAUCAGGAACAAAUAUGAUUGGUCCUAUUCCCAGUAAUAUCUCAUUUUUAAGAAGCUUGAGACUUCUUGAUUUGUCCCAUAACAAUCUCACCGGCCAAAUUCCUUUCAUUCCCACAGCAAACCUCAAAGUCCUCGACCUUUCUUACAACAACCUAACCGGAAACAUCCCUUAUACUCUCCUCCAAAACCUCCAUAACUUUACGAGGUUCAAUGUCUCUUACAACCAGUUGAACGUCUGCAUCGGCCUCUACAACUCGUCUUUUAUCGGCCUCACUAAAAGCUGUCCUAUAGCAGUCGACUCAUCUUUUUUCCGAAAAAAAUCUCCAAACCACAAAGCUCUGAAGCUGGCUCUCGUCUUAACCGUCUCAUUGUCCUGUCUCGUCUCAGGCCUUCUCCUCGUAGCCUUCGGGCUCCGUUACCAAUCCAAACGAAACCCUAGUAAUAACGAGGAGCAGCAGGCCCAAUCAGGCCCAAUUGCGCCCCAGACAAGUCCUGCCUCGUGGGCCGCUGACUUCAGGCAGGCCCAAUCCUUACCGGUCGUGAUUUUCCACAAGCCGCUGCUCAAUCUCACGUUCGCAGACCUCGUGCAGGCGACUUCCGGCUUCGACCGUCACACGAUGCUGGCCGAGGGCCGGCUGGGGCCCGUUUACGGCGGGCUGCUUCCGGGAGGGCUGCACGUGGCAAUCAAGGUCAUGGCCCGCGGGCCCAAUUCGUCCGACCGGGAGGUCAGUCAAGAGCUCGAGCGUCUCGGCCGAAUCCGGCAUCCCAACCUGGUGCCCCUAGUCGGGUACUGCCUAGCUGGCGAGCGGAGGAUUUUGAUCUACGAGUACAUGGAGAACGGGAAUUUGGAGAGCCUGCUUUACGAUCUGCCUCUAGGGUUCCGGACGAGUGAGGAUUGGAGCAUUGAGGGGUGGGGGUUCAGGUACAGGGUGGCGCUGGGGACGGCACGGGCGCUCGCGUACCUCCACUACGGGUGCUCGCCGGCGAUUGUUCACGGGGACGUGAAGGCGAGCAGCGUGUAUCUCGACUCGGAGCUCGAGCCGAGGGUUUCGGAUUUCGGGCUUGCUGGGAUUUUCAACAGCGGGCCUGAGGAUGAGAAGGGUAAGGGAUAUGCGGGCCCGGAGUUUUUCGGGCCUGGGAGCAGCUCGCCGGUGGAGGGGACCAAAAAAAAGGCGGAUGUUUAUGGGUUUGGGGUUAUUCUUCUGGAGCUGAUGACGGGGAGAAGGCCGGUCGGGGAUGAGUGGAGAGGAGGGGAUUUGGUGAGUUGGGUUAGGGAAUUGGUGCGGAGGAAUGAAGUGUGGCGGGCGAUUGAUGUGAGAAUUAGUGGGACGGAGCAUGACGAGAGAAUGGUUGAGGCGUUGAAGAUUGGAUAUCUGUGUACGGCUGAGAUUCCAUCGAAGCGGCCAUGUAUGCAGCAGGUUGUGGGUUUACUUAAGGAUCUUGAACCGGUUGAACAAUAG